Molecule: messenger RNA, 1634 nt
Organism: Aplysia californica (California sea hare)
Lineage: Eukaryota; Metazoa; Mollusca; Gastropoda; Aplysiida; Aplysiidae
Product: sulfotransferase 1C4-like
Exons: 2
Coding region: 1110-1634 (174 amino acids)
Biological process (GO): sulfation
Cellular component (GO): cytoplasm
Molecular function (GO): sulfotransferase activity
Source: RefSeq, a predicted model, not a curated record
ACAUCUCAUGUUGUCUUUUUAAAACAAAAGCAAAACAGAGGACAAGCAUAUUGCAUGCAGGCUGUGCCUUUUUAAAAACAAAAUACAAGCAUAUCUAAUAAUUACUUUCUAGGAAGAUGAAACUUACUCUGAUGUGCUUGGCUUGACGAGACCGGACUAUGACAGGGUGAAAUUGUAUGUAAAAUUAUAGUUACAGCGAUUUCUGAAAAAACUAUUCAUUUACGUCAACGACAUAAUCCUCACUCUCGCAGCCUACUAGUCAAUCGAGGCCUUCGGAUCAGGACGAUAUUUUGCCGCCCCAACUUGACAACGAAGUUUAGCGUUCGUACAGCCGGUACAUUUUUUUUACACUCGCAACACUUUUCAGAGAGCAUUUGUUCCUAAGUACAGCUCAUGUUCUGGUCUGUCAUUAUAAAUUUUAAAAAAUGAGAAGCUUAGAUUCCUUUCUGUUUUUAGAAAAAAAAGAAUAAAAUACCUAAACUCAUUUUUGGUUGAUGUAAAAGUAAAUUAUUUUGUGUGGCAUAUGCUCUACCACCAGCAGCCCCUGUGUUAAUUGAACUUGACACUCCUGAUCUAAAACAACACCAGUUGAAAGCUGAUUGCCUGCGCUGCAAUAAACACAACCUGUUGUCACAUUGGUUGUGCCAUUGUAUCUUUCCGUAUACCAAAUGAAUAGGUCUAAGAAUGAAUUAAUAGGCUCGUUCAUGAAUAAUAGUAUAAAAGAUGAUGGUAAUACGGAACUUCUCUUUGUUGUAUUUUAGUCUGAUAAGCGUGUGAAGUGAGGACAGCACGGAUCCUGUCCACUCUCUGCUGAUGUUUGAAGCUUUUGAUGCCCCAUGCAAGUUGAAAUUUAGCAUCUGUUAAUAUAGACUGUGACUCAGUGGGAAUAGUAAUUCGUUGAGCUUGUUUACAAUACUGUGUCAUUGUGUUACUCAUAGAGUUAAAAAAACAACAACAACAGCGCAGAAACAUGAUUUGAUGUAAAUUUUGCUCUCCAAAACCUGUUAUUUCGACUAGGCUUUAAAAAGAAAAUAAACAAUUUCAAUAAAUCUAACGAUUAGUCGUGUGUCCUGAAACAUAAAAGUCCCAAAACGGCGAAUAAGCAUAUCAUGGCUCAAGAAAGGAAUAUAAUUCUCCAAAAGGCGCUGGAUAAAUUAUCAAAGAUGGCGACGGAAGUUUUCGACUGCGGCAAUCGUAUCGUCAUUUACCAAAAGCGAGAAGACGUGAUACAACUUCAACAGGAAAUACGCCAGCUUGAAAUUCGCCCUGAUGACGUCAUCUAUUGUGGGUUCCCCCGCUCCGGAAGCCAUUGGUUUUUCGAGGUGGCAAAUAUGGUGCUCCAUCGAAGUACGCGAUUCGAGCACGGUUUGUUUAUAGAGCGUCAUUUGGACACAGUGAGACUGGAUAUCAUACGUGACACUUUCCCAACUCUGCCCUCACCUCGCGUCCUGGCCUCACACCGUUGGUUUCAGUUCCUGCCCAAACAAGCCUUUGAGAAGAAACCUCGUCUUGUCUACGUGCUGCGGAACCCCAAAGAUGCCUGGGUCUCCUACUUCAAGUUCCUCAAAUCAUACAAGUCAGAGGACUGGUAUUUUUCCGGGAGCUGGGAGGAAUUCUUUGAACUACAGAGAUGA